UCCACAUAAUGAGAAUACUCUGCUUGCAGGGUAAUCAGCUACACGAUAAGUUUGUUUACACCACAAAAUUAAGAUGUGCAUGAAAAGCACCCAGCGGCUAUCGAUGGGUUAACGAAACAGCUGAUUUUGCGUUUACAUUUUAGAGGCAGACGACGCAAGUCUAAAGUUCAUGUUAAAAAGCUGGUUUGUCUUCAGCACUCAUUAAUUGGACAUUGUUACUGCUUAGACGCACACUCAGUCACAACAAUAAUGUGGCUAAACUUUGGUCAACUUCGUGGACGUUCUCAUAAGUUCAUCAGACUGUACAGCAACAUGAAGGUGAAAGUGCCAGUGAAGCAAGGUGUUGUUGUGGGAGAGCAGCACCAGUUGCCCAAUGGACGCCAAUACGAACGAUUCUUGGGUGUUCCCUAUGCUCAGCCACCACUUGGAGAGCUGCGCUACCGGAGCCCUGUGCCGCUAGAGCGUUUCACGGAGCCCGAGCUGGAUUGCAGCAAGGAACGCGAUGUGUCACAUCAACGAGAUCCCUUUAGCCAAGAGGUGAUUGGCUCUGAAAACUGUUUGUUCCUCAAUGUCUACGCUCCUAAAAGCAGCUCCCAGUCUAAGACGCCGCUGCCUGUGAUGGUGUGGAUUCAUGGCGGUGGCUUCUGGUUUGGCAGCGGUAACAGCGACUACACUUUCCCGGCUCAGCUGAUGCAGGAGGAGAUCAUUGUGGUGAAGCUGAAUUAUCGUCUGGGCGCUUUGGGUUUUCUCAGUCUGCCUGGAGCGGGCAUCCAUGGCAAUGCUGGGUUGAAGGAUCAGCGUCUGGCUUUGCAAUGGAUACAGCAAAACAUUGCAAACUUCAAUGGCGACCCACAGAAUGUGACGCUCUUCGGCGAAAGUGCUGGCGCGGCUUCAGUGCAUCUCCACACGUAUGCGGCCCAUGCCAACCAGCUGUUUCACAAGGCCAUCAUGCAAAGCGGCACCGGCAACAUGGAAUGGGUCUUUCAAAAGCAGAGUGAAUACAAAGCACGCAGAUUAGCCGAACUGCUGCAGGGCAAGAACAUCGAAGGGGAUCAACAACUCUUGAAGUUUCUGCAGUCGGAGCAGGUGACGCCAAAUGGCAUAUUAUCCAGAACAUUGAACGUGUUGACGCCAGACGAGCGGCGUCGGGAAUUGCCGUUGGCCUUCAAGCCCGUGGUGGAAGACGAAAGCAGCCCGGAUAGCUUCAUUACCAGCAACAUUCUGGAUUUGAUGCAUCAAAAAGAGCGACUGCAGGGUAUGCCCACAAUGAUGGGCUACAACUCAGCUGAGGGCAUUGCAAUGCUGGUAAAUGCCAGGCGUAAGUUGGAACUCUAUAAUGAGGAUCUGGCACGCGUGGUGCCACGCAAUCUUGUCGAGAAACCCGAAGCACCUGAAGCGCUGGAAGCCGCCAACGAUAUGCGUCAAUUCUACUUCAAUGGACAGGCUUUGACGAAGGAGCGUCUCAACAAUCUGGUCGAUGUCUUCACUGACUAUCACUUCAACAUUGAUCUGCAGCACGCGGCAGAGAUUCAUGCCAGUUGCCAGAGCACUGCUCCAUUGUACUUCUAUCGCUUCGAUUACGUGGGUCAGCGCAAUAUGUACAAAGUGAUGUUCCAGGCACAGAAGCUGAAUGGCGCUUCACAUGCGGAUGAGCUCUUCUAUCUCUUCCAAAUGGCCAAUGAUGAGACACCGUCGAGUCAAGAGGAUUCCCAAUUCUCUGAGCAGCUAUGUCGUUUAUGGGCGAAUUUCGCACGUCAUGGGAAACCUCUGGAAAGCUGGACACCCGUCUCCAAACCGAAGACUAACGAACCGUUUCAGUUGGAUUGUCUGCUUAUUGAUCGGGAGUGCACGAUGCAGCGCAAUCCGGAUGCUGAUCGCAUGGAAUUCUGGCGCAGCAUGUACAAGAAAUACAAAUCGGAUUGCUAUGAAGCAUUGCGGGCAAAGCUCUAAUUAUAAUGGUCGAAAACUUACCAAGACUUUAUCAACCAGUUACAUCGAAGGCCUUUCUUAAAAUAUCUUGCAAUGAAACAUCAAAUUUAUUUAUGUA
This is a messenger RNA of Drosophila sulfurigaster albostrigata, 2047 nucleotides long. It is a transcript of the gene clt, whose product is annotated as esterase B1. NCBI's taxonomy places the organism in Eukaryota, Metazoa, Arthropoda, Insecta, Diptera, Drosophilidae. The coding region runs from base 250 to 1950 and encodes 566 amino acids. The record is from RefSeq and is a predicted model, not a curated record. The transcript has 4 exons.